GGAACAAACAAUCUCAGAAACUCGAUUAUGUCUGCACACAAAGUGUUUGUAAUAGUGUUGGCAAUCAUUAUUGGAAAUGCCGUAGCUGACGAGAAAAUAGUCGGAGGAAACGAAACUACGAUAGAAGAGUACCCAUACGCAGUGUCGGUACGAGACACCUUCUACGCAGGGAAGUACGAGAAGCACAUCUGCGGCGGCUCGGUAGUCUCAGAGUCCUGGGUUCUGACCUCGGCGCACUGCGUGGUCGGUUUCAGAGAAAACUGGACUAAUCUGGCGGUGAGAGUGGGGAAGCCCAACAACAACCAAGGGAAAAUACACUCCUUAUCUGAUGUAGUCAUCCAUCCGAGGUAUUACUACAACCGAGUGCCAAUGUACAAUAUUGGUUUACUUAAGGUUGCGAUUCCAUUCCUGUACAGCAUCAGAAUCCAACCUGUGAUGUUGGCACCGCCGGGCUACGUCAUCCCCUCUGGUGCUUGUGCCACUCUUGUCGGCUGGGGAGCUGAUCAGGAAGGCGGCAGCGACUUCGUCUUCAUCCGCCAAGUGUCCGUGCCCGUCGUGAGCCGCGAGGAAUGUGCCGAGGACUUCGACGACUACGAGGACUUCGACGGAGGGGAGGUGAUCACGGACUUCGAGUUCUGCGCCGGGCCCAAGGAGGGGGGGAGAGGCUUCUGCGAGAACGACGCCGGAGGACCGCUGGUGUACGACCACACCCAGGUGGGCGUCGUGUCCUGGAGCGAGGGCGGAGGAUGCGCGGAGAAGGACCUCCCUGGAGUCUACUCCAACGUCAGCUACUUCAGCGCCUGGAUCUCUGGAGUGACGGGUAUCACGCUGGAUGGCGCAUCGUCCACAUCGCCAUCCGUGAGCUCAUAAAGCCUAGGAGCUCUGCCGUCCGCCUAGGAG
Molecule: messenger RNA, 900 nt
Organism: Bacillus rossius redtenbacheri
Lineage: Eukaryota; Metazoa; Arthropoda; Insecta; Phasmatodea; Bacillidae
Product: trypsin-1-like
Exons: 7
Coding region: 28-870 (280 amino acids)
Biological process (GO): proteolysis
Molecular function (GO): serine-type endopeptidase activity
Source: RefSeq, a predicted model, not a curated record